This is a messenger RNA of Monopterus albus (swamp eel), 2566 nucleotides long. Its product is annotated as golgin subfamily A member 6-like protein 22. Lineage: Eukaryota; Metazoa; Chordata; Actinopteri; Synbranchiformes; Synbranchidae. The coding region runs from base 1 to 1986 and encodes 661 amino acids. The record is from RefSeq and is a predicted model, not a curated record. The transcript has a single exon.
AUGUUGAUGCAGAAACGUAAAAACACAAACAUCCUCCUCGCAUCAGAGCUGGAUGAUGAGGUCACAGAUAGCACAGGGUGGACAGAGGCAUGGAGGACUCCUAAAAGUUCAGUUGAAACACAGCAGGAUGAACUGGAGGAAGAAGAAGAGGAAGAUGUUGUGGAGAUGAAUGAUGACUCAGAGGAGGAGGAUGAAGGGCUGAACAGUGAGGAGGAUGUAAGAGUAGAUGAGGAGGAGAAGGAUGAAGGAGUUGAUGAUGAUGAUGAGGAGGAGGAUGAGGAGGAGGAGGGGGAGGAGGAAGAUGUCAUCAAGAAUGAGGAGGACAAAGAAGUCAAAAGUGAGAAGGGGGAUGGAGAAGUAGAAGAGCAGAAGGAAGACAACAAAUUGAAGGAUGAAGAGGAUGAGGGAGUAGCUGAGGAAGAAGAGGAUGAAGAAGCCAGCAGUGAAGAGGAGGAUGAAGAAGUACACAAGGAGGAAGAUGAAGAAGUGAAAAAUGAAGUCUUUGAGCAAGAUGAGGAUGAGGAUAAUGUCCAGGAGGAGGAGGAGAUAGAUGAUGAAGCAGACAAAGAACAGGAAGAGAAAGUUCAGGAGGAGGAAGACAAGGAAGUGAAAACGGAAGUCACUGAGACAGAUGAGGAUAAUAUUGAGGAUGAGGAGGAGGAAGAAGAAGAGGAUGCGGAAGAAGAGGACAAUGAUGAUGAAGUAGACAAAGAACAGGAAGAGAAAGUUCAGGAGGAGGAAGAAAAAGAAUUGAAAAAGAAAGUCACUGAGACAGAUGAGAAUGAGGCUAAUAAUGAGGAUGAGGAGGAGGAAGAAGAAGAGGAGGCGGAAGAAGAGCACAAUGAUGAUGAAGCAGACAAACAACAGGGAGAGAAAGUUCAGGAGGAGGAAGACAAGGAAGCGAAAAUGGAAGUCACUGAGACAGAUGAGGAUGAGGAUAAUUUUGAGGAUGAGGAUGAGAAGGAGGAGGAAGAAGAGGACAAUGAUGAUGAAGCAGACAAACCACAGGGAGAGAAAGUUCAGGAGGAGGAAGACAAGGAAGCGAAAAUGGAAGUCACUGAGACAGAUGAGGAUGAGGAUAAUAUUGAGGAUGAGGAUGAAAAGGAAGAGGAAGAAGAGGACAUUGAUGAUGAAGCAGACAAAGUGCAGGGAGAGAAAGCUCAGGAGGAGGAAGACAAGGAAAUAAAAAUGGAAGUCACUGAGAUGGAUGAGGACGAGGAUAAUGUUGAGGAGGAAGAAGAGGGCAAUGAUAAAGAAGCAGACAAAGAACAGGAAGAGGAAAUUAAGGUAGAGGAGGACAAAGUAGACAAAGAAGUGAAAAAUGGUUUUUUUGAGAAAGAUGAGUGCGAGGAUGAUGCUGAGGAGGAGGGGGAAGAAGAUGAAGUGGACAAAGACCAGGAGAAAGAAACAGAUGAAGAAGAAGAAGACAAUGAAGCGGAUGAACAAGAGGAGGAGGAAGAUGAAGAGGCAGGGGAGGAGGAGGAGGAGGAGACUGAUGAAGAAGACGAGGUGAUGGUCAACACAGAGGAGGAUGACGGCUCUGAGAGUGUGGACGAGAAAGAGGACAACAAAGCAGAAAAGGAAAAGGAUGGAAAGAAGCUGGGGAAACAAGUCCGACUCCAACCUUGUGUCCUGCUCCACCUGCAGUUCCAUAAACUGAACACCACCUUCUCCUCCUGGAAGCAGUCAUGGAUGGUGGCAGUAGCUCACAGAGGAGGAGAUGAAGGUGAAGAGGAGGAAGAUGAGGCAAAAGAUGAAGUGGAGUGGCGGGCAUGGAAAGAGUCAUGGAGGAUUUGUCGUUGGAAGAAGCCAGACGAGGAUGAGGUGGUGUGUUUCUCCACUGAGCACCGAAGUCAGAGAUACCUGGGACUAAUUCACGAAGAAGAUGGUAUGCCAAAGAGUGAGUGGACCCUCAGCUGGAAGACGAACACAACUGUGGCAAAGGAAGGCGACACUCAGGAAGAAGAAGAGGAGGAGGAAACGUGAACUUUUUUCAUAGCUCAAAGAUGUAAAGCAUGCCCACAUUUUUAAAAAUACUGGACCUCAAAGUGGGCACUGUGAUGGUCUGACAAGAUUCAUAAUCUUCUUACUUAUACAUGGCUCCUGAUUUUGACCCAACUUUUGUCAAUUUAAGAUUCAGUAGUUUAAGAUAUUUUAUCACUAAAGGGCAGCUUAUGGCAGAGAAGAACUGGUUCAUAUGAUGUACUCUCCAACCACACUGCAACUGUUUAUAGUAGUUCCAAACGCCCACACAUAAAAAUGGAGGAACAGCAUUCGAAAUGAAAAGUGAAAAACAUGCAAUGAGAAAAUGUCAUGUUUGCUGAUGUGGAUGGACAGCGCAGAAAUAGUCUUAAUGGUUUGUGUAAUGGUGUGCAGCUUUAGCGCACUGUUGUAAAGAAGUUCAUGUAGGAGCAGCAGCGCAGCCUGCACAAGGGCUGGGUGAAGUAGUGUAUAGACGAAAGGGUGUGAAUAUGGUCUCGGCCAGUCACAUCACCAGCCCCACUGCUCUGUAACAGCUGUGCCUAUCACAGUGCAGAAUGACAACAACACAUGCUUGUCCAAGAAA